Pogoniulus pusillus (Red-fronted tinkerbird) is the source of this 6453-nucleotide messenger RNA. RefSeq names its product TNF receptor associated factor 6 (gene TRAF6). Gene Ontology annotation, biological process: lipopolysaccharide-mediated signaling pathway; protein K63-linked ubiquitination; innate immune response. The coding region runs from base 56 to 1690 and encodes 544 amino acids. Lineage: Eukaryota; Metazoa; Chordata; Aves; Piciformes; Lybiidae. The transcript is spliced from 7 exons. The record is from RefSeq and is a predicted model, not a curated record. Gene Ontology annotation, molecular function: ubiquitin protein ligase activity; tumor necrosis factor receptor binding; zinc ion binding.
GGGCGGCGGCGCUGCGGGGCGGCGAGCACUGCUGUGUAGCAGACUGGGAGCUACUAUGAGCUUGCUGUACAGUGACAGCAGCUGCGGAAGCCGAGAGGCAGAGGGUGGCUGCCGGGCAGCCAUGGCCAGCGCCUGCAGUGCUGCCGUGAAGGACGACAGCAUCAGCAGUACCGGCACCGCCAACCCCCCCAGCUCCUUCACAGAGGAGACCCAAGGCUAUGAUGUGGAGUUUGAUCCCCCUUUGGAGAGCAAAUAUGAAUGUCCCAUCUGCUUGAUGGCUCUGCGAGAGGCAGUGCAGACACCCUGCGGACACCGCUUCUGCAAGGGCUGCAUCGUCAAGUCCAUAAGAGAUGCAGGUCACAAAUGUCCAGUGGAUAAUGAAAUUCUGCUGGAAAAUCAACUCUUCCCUGACAAUUUUGCCAAGCGGGAAAUCCUUUCCUUGAUGGUGAAGUGUCCCAACAAGGGCUGCAGCAUGAAGAUGGAGCUAAGGCAUCUCGAGGAGCACCAGCUGCAGUGUGAUUUCUCCACUGUGGAAUGCCCGCAGUGCCAAGGAGCCGUCCAGAAGAACCAUCUGAAAGAGCACAGGACGCAGGAGUGUCCACGGCGCCAAGUCUGCUGCCCAAACUGUGCCACAUCUAUGGCCUAUGAGGACAAAGAGCUCCAUGACCAAACCUGCCCCUUGGCCAAUGUGUUCUGUGAAUAUUGCAACACGGUGCUCAUCAGAGAGCAGAUGCCUAACCAUUAUGACAAUGACUGUCCCACUGCCCCAGUGCCGUGUUUCUACAGUGCCUUUGGGUGUCCUGAGAAGAUGCAGAGGAAUGAACUGGCACGACACAUGCAGGAGUUCACUCAGGUCCACAUGAGGAUGAUGGCCCAGAGCUUUCAGAACAUCAGCGUCACUGCUGCCAACCCCGUGCCCUUCAUCAACGGCCUGCCCUUCGAGCCUGCCCUCUUCUCACACGUGUCACGUGCCCCAUACGAGUGCAAUCCAGAUGUGGAAAACUUCAAAGAGACCAUCCAGCAGCUGGAAGGUCGCCUGGUGAGGCAAGACCACCAGCUGAGAGAGCUGAUUGCUAAGAUGGAGACUCAGAACACUCACAUGGCAGAGCUGAAGCGCACCAUCCGCAGUCUGGAGGGGAAGGUGGCUGAGCUGGAGGCCCAGCAGUGCAAUGGGAUUUACAUCUGGAAGAUCGAGAACUUCAGCGGCCUGCAGAAGGCCCAGGAAGAGGAGAAGCCUGUGGUGAUGCACAGCCCUGGCUUCUACACCGGGAAGCCUGGCUACAAGCUGUGCCUGCGGCUGCACAUCCAGCUGCCCAGCGCCCAGCGCUGCGCCAACUUCAUCUCGCUGUUCGUGCACACCAUGCAGGGGGAGUACGACAGCCACCUGCCCUGGCCCUUCCAGGGCACCAUCCGCCUCUCCAUCCUCGACCAGUCGGACGGCCCCGAGCGGCAGAACCACGAAGAAGUGAUGGAAGCCAAGCCAGAGCUGUUGGCCUUCCAGAGGCCGACGAUUCACCGCAACCCCAAAGGCUUCGGCUACGUCACCUUCAUGCACCUGCAGACCCUGAAGCAGAGAACCUUCAUCAAGGACGACACCCUCCUGGUGCGCUGCGAGGUCCUCACGCGGCUGGACCUCAACAGUCUGCGCAGAGAAGGCUUCCAGGCUCGCAGUGCUGAUGGAGCCCUGUAGCCUCUGGCUGAGGGAGUCACAGAAUGGAAGGGCUUGGAGGGGACCUCCAGAGAUCAUCCAGUCCAGCCCCUUGCCAGAGCAAGGUCACCCAGGACAGGUCUCACAGGAACACAUCCAAAUAGGUCUGGAAGGGCUCCAGAGAAGGAGACUCCACAACCUCUUUGGGCAGCCUGCUCCAGGGCUCUGGCACCGUCACUCUCCUACUCCCUUGGCACCUCCUCUGCUCCAGCUGGCACCUGUUGGCCCUUGUCCUGUCCUUGGACACCCCUGAGCAGAACCUGGCUGCGUCCUCCACACACUGCCCUGCAUAUCUUAAUCACCAGCAAUGAGGUCAGCCCUCAGGCUCCUCUGCUCCAGGCUCUAAGCCCCAGAGCUCCCUUAGCCUAGUCUCACAGAAGGUGCUGCCUGCAGCAGCUUGGUGGCUCUGGGCUGCACUCUCAAGUGGUUUCCUACGGUCCUUCUUGAACUAAGGGGCCCAGAACUGGACACAAUAUUCCAGAUGUGGCCUAACCAGAGCAGAGAGGCAGCAGAACCUCUCUUGACUUACCCACCACAGCCCUUCUAAUCCACCCCUGGAUGCCCUUAGCCUUCUUGGCCACAGGUGGCCAUUGCUGGCUUGUGGGCAUCCUUCUGUCCACCAGGACCUCCAGAUCCCUUUUUCCAGAGCUGCUCUCUCACAGGUCAGUCCCCACCCUACAGUGGUCCAUGGGAUUGCUCUUUCCCAGGUGCCAGACUCAACCCUUACUCUUGUUGGUUCUCAUUCCCUUUCUCCCCACCCAACUCUCUAGCCUGGCCAGGUCUGGCUGAAUGGCAGCACAGCCUGAGGGGGUGUCAGGCACCGCUCCCAGUUCGGUGCCAUCAGCAAACUGGCAGGCAGUGCCCUCUGUAUGCUCAGCCAGAUCAGCUGCUUCAUCACCCAUACAGACUGCAUCUGGAGAAGGUCAGAGCUGCCAUCAUCACUGAUCUCCACCUGAGCAGAACUUUGUUGGUGCUGCUUUACUCUUAUGGUUUGGGGUUUGUUUUCUCUGAGCAUCUAUGUCCAGCUCUUUGCUGCUGUUCUCUGCUCAAAGGACUCAGCUAUUUCUGUAUCAAGCUCAAUGGAGUGUGGGUGAUCAGAAUUUAAGCGCCUAGAAGAAAAUCCUGUUGGAGUGCCCAGACAUCUCCUUUUGGGAACACUUCAGUCAGGUCAGGGAAGUUCUGUAAAUCUUUUCACCUCGGUGCCUUACAGCAAAGGCUGUGGCAGGGAGACAGCCAGAGGAGUAAGGGUGAAGGGAUUGCUGUUUGCUUUGCACGCGGCUUGGCAGAGUUGAGAGUUUCUGUGUUGUCUUGCCUAGAAUUUGGAACUAGCCACGUUGCUCUUGAGAUCUGAAGUCAUGGCAAGACUCUGCUAGGCUGAGAUGUGCUUUCAGCCUUGUCCGCUGCUGGGUUAGCCUCCAGAAGCUGCCUGUUGCUGUAGCCUGGUCUCAGUCUCUCUGGAAGCCAUGUGGCAGAAUUGUGCUGCAAGCUGAGUGACUCUGAGCUGAGUGCUCUGCAGCAAUGUGUGAUGUGGUCUGAAAGCCCCUCCAGAUUCCUCUUCUGCUGAGUCUCAUCAUGUGUGCUCCGGGCCCAGGGUGUCAGCCACCAUCACCAGAGGCAGGGCAGCCUAAGGGUUGGAUGGCACAGCUCUGUGUGGUGGGGUCUUCACCUGAAGCUGAUCAUGGUUCAGAGUGAGUGGACACAGGAGUAAAAGUCUCUGCUGAGUGGAGAGGGGGAUGCAGAGUUUGGUUAACUGGGAAUGUAACCUGAGUUUGCACCAAAGCUGAGCUCAUGCCCUGCAUCUCUACAAACGAUCUCUUGGUGCUCUGGGUGAUAUCUGACCUCUGGCACCACCUGUGGCUCCUCAGUGGGCAUCUGGCUGGAGCAGCAUUCAGCCACGGUGGGUGUGCCCUCUCCCAUUAGCUCACAGGAGCCACCCUCAGAGCGUCGGAGAGGCAGAGGAGCCUGUUGCUAAUUAGAGUGUGAGAAGCUGCAAUCCUCUUUGCCCUUGGGAAGAAUUCCAUAGUUGUUGGGCAGGGUUGGAUGGGGCUUUGAGCACCCUGCUCUAGUGGGAGGUGUCCCUGCUGUGGCGGGGAAGGAGGGGGGUGGAACUGGAUGCACUUCAGGGUCCCUUUCAACUUACUCCACUCUCUGACUGUCCCAAACACUGGAUUCUCUCUGCCCAGGUUCCCCGAGCUUCCUAAAGUUGCAGGACUCCUUCCCUGGGAUUGUGUGUGGGGCCAAGGUUUGGUUUGAUCAGUCCAAAGCUGAACAGGGCCAAGCUCACUGGUGCUGAAAGUUUGAACUUCUUAUGGUGCUGAUCAAACUCUGAAACUUGUCAUGAAAAAGAGGGGAAGGAAAAACAUUUUGGUCACCCCAGAACCUGAUAGCAAGGAAAGAACUCAGCCAUACCUAAAGCAGAUCUACAGAGUUUCUGUGAGCUGCUGGAACAACCCAAGGACCUCAGGCAUUGCAGGAUUCCAGUUUUUCAUCCCCACCAGAGCAAUCCCAAGGGGACCAUUAGUGGGGAAGAUGCAUCUGCUUCAUAGCUAGAAGGCUGCUGAAAGACUGCUCUGGUGUGUAGCUCUGGGAGGAUGCUCUGCCUGCUUGCAUGGCAUUCAAAGUUCCAGGCCCCAACCUACCCCUUUGCUUAUCAGCUCCAGAUGAGUGAAAUACCUUUUGCAGACAGAGCCCUGCAGUGAGCUGCAGAAGGGCUGUGUUCAGUGGGGCAUCCUGAGCUUCCUGACUGAUGGAAAUGCAGCCAGGUGGGGACUUUGGUGUCUCCUGUGUGAGCAUAAGUGACUCACACCGGGAGAAGAGCCCUGCUUGGAAGCUGUCUUUGCAAACCUCAGCAGCAGUGUUCGCACUGAACAGCCUUGUCCUGUUAGCUCGGUGGGGUUUGGAGCAUCUUCACUUGGAGCCUUUCUUGAAGCUGAACCAUUCGUAGCCUAGAGCUGUUCAUAGGCUUGGCAGUGCCCAUCAAACACUGCACAGCAGUUCUCCAGUCACUCCCAAGCUCUGGCAGUUACCCAGUUAUCUUCUCAAGGUGCUCAGAGACUCCCAUUCUCCUCUCUUCUGUUUGGAGGUUGUUUUUCUCUUGUGGGGCAGAACAGACACUUGUGAGGGCUGCCUCCUGCCACACUUCUUCUCCACCCUGGUGGUAUUAACAAAAAUCUUACUCUGGUGUUCUGAUAGUUACUACCCAACCUCCACUCUGUUCAUUCAACUUUUGCUUUCCUUCUGAAGCUUUCCAUCAUGGCCUGAAGUUUAGCUUUGAGCCCUGUCUGCAGGAUCUGAGGUACUUCUACCUUGGGAGGAAACUCAGGUUCAGGAGCUGAAAUGGUUCAUCUUUCACUGUUCUGCAACAGCACAGCCCAACAGGGACUAGAAAGCUGUUGCUUGAGCCACAGUCAGAGGAAUGCUUUCUGCAUUGCUGCCCUUGGGCUGGGUUUGUAUUGGAGCAGCACCACGGAGUGAUGCCAAACGACUCUUAACAGCAGAGGCUGACAGCAGGAGUCUUUCAGAGCUCCUUUGCUAGCAGUUCCAUUUUAGCAGUCAUGAGAAAUUCUAUGUGUUAAUGAAGGAUUUCUGCACCUUCUGGUUCCAUUUUCCUCUUGCUUCCUCCACCUUCUAACCUCCUCUUCAUUUUAACUGCAGUUCAGAGCUUUCUCCAACAAUAAUGUCAUUUGCAGCUAACGGAAGACCUUAGGAGUCUGCAUUGGUAUAAUCCCUGGGGAUCUUCAAAGUCAGGCUCAACAGGGCUCUGGGCACCUUGGAUCUAAGGGAGGAUGUCUCUGCUGACUGCAGGGAGGUCGAAGGUUCUUUCCAACCCAGACUGUUCUGUUACUGUCACCAUCUGAAGGAGCCAUCUUCACCACUGUUACCACUAUUGCCAUCUUCACCACUAUUCCCAAACUGCCUAAGGUCAGCACAGAGAGAUUCUGUUUCUCUAGGUAAAUAUUCCCCUGCAAGAGCCUCUUUUUCUUUUCCCCUGCCUCCAAAUGUCAUCUUUUCCCUUGAGACAUUGUUUUGCCAUCAUGGAUUUGAGAUGGAACUGCUAGGAAGCAGGAAGGUCCUCAGUGCCCUGAGCUGUCUCUAAACCAGAUCCAAAGAAACCUGUGGACUGGAGCAGUCUCCUGUGGUGUUUCUUCAGGAAUGGGCCUCAGUUCUGGCACUUGUGAUGCUUUGCAUCAUUGCUGGGUCUUGAGAAGGUGCAGAAGAGUGGUUUUAGCUUCUUUGACCUUCCAAAUUUCUGUUGUCUUGAAUGUAUUUGAAGCCACCCCUCUUAGGAUGUGUAUUGCAAAGCUGCUAUGGCACAGAUUUGUCCUGGCCUAGGGGUUUUCUUUGUGCCCCUGAAUGUCUUUCCCCUGCAGGGCAGGGACAGUUUCUUUGACUCCAGAUGUUGGUCUGUAAUGUCCACAUGGGAGCUCAGGCAGUGUGAGAUGUACAGGCUUGUUAGUGGGCUGGUGAUCUGCCUGCUGCUGUUUGCUGUCAAGGGAUUAAAGCAUCAGAGCGGGGUGGCCUGUCUGCACUUAUUUGGAGAUGUUCUCAGGGCACAGGGAUUGAGGAUGGAGCAGAAGGCAGCUCUGAGGUCACUGGUAAAGGUUUACUGUGCUUAUUUGCCUUUUUGAACAGAAGGAAAGUCCUCCUGUUCCUCUGCAAGUCUCCAUAGAUGGGUUUAAUAUAUUUUGUAAUGAAUGCCAACCAGACUGCUGCCAGGGUUGGGAAAAUAAACAACAGAAACCAUG